ACGCGACGCUAACUACAUGGAAUUAAACUUCUACAAUGGUCGCUAUACAGGCGCUGACUCGACGCAAUUUACUGAGCUCUUUUGUGACUUUCCCGUGAGCUAUGAGUCGACGACGGUCAUUACCAACUCACAGUUCGCGAAAUGCGGUCUCUCGGCACAGCACUCACCACAACCACCACCUUAUCGUGAGCCAACACCACCGACCCCGCCACCGAUCUCGCAAAUGCCAACGCGCGAUUCGCGCUACCUCGCAAUGCAAACCUCUGGCGAAGGUGGCGUCUCCCUGUCGGCACCAGCGACACCUUCGCGCGGUAAGGUUGUGCUCAGCAAAAAGGAACGCAAGGAGUUGAGCAAAUUGAAUGCGCGUUUGGGUGUGUAUGAUGGCAGCGAGCAUGCGGGAGGCAGUGCAAGUGCGCAGUCUAGUCCCUACAAAGGUCGCGUGUCUGAGCUGAAGAAUUGCUUAGCGCGUGGUUUAUUUGCAUCGCUCAGUCGCGGUUCGCAGAAGUCGCUUGCAGCUAGUAGCGUGACGCAGGAUGAUGUCACAUCCUCGUCGAAUGAGGUUUCCCCACCGCCACCGGCGCCACCUGAUGCCAGCCCACCGAACUCGAAUGCUUCGAAUAAUAACGAUGCGGACUACAGUGAGAAACUGAAGAACUUACCGGUGCGUCAGCGUAAGACACACGUGUCCCAUAUGGACAAUUACUGUUUAUUCGAUCCCGUUGAUUUUAUUAAUGAGAAAGCUAUGCGUCAACGGACACAUGAGCAGUUAGGUGGCAUGUUCGAGCCAUCACCAGUACAUGGUCUACGUGAUCCGUUGUUUAGUUCGCGUCAAAACCUGAAUUUUAGUGAAGAAGAAAUUGUGCCCGAAGUGAUUUACAAUGAGGAAUUGCCGGCCGAGGAAGACACACUCGUUGUAGAGGUGACGUUCGAGGAGGCGUGCGGCGGUGAUGCGAAUACUGCGAAUUUUGAUCAUCACAACUACUUUGUCAUCGAUCCAGAUGAUUUUGAAGAUGAACCCAUAGCCGACAUUGGCAUACCAAAUCCUUACACUAAUGAACAAUUGGUACAUGCUAACUUAGAGGCAUUGGCGGUGCAGACCGUUCCAAAUACUGUCGAGCCCAUGUUACGUGAGUCCGCCAGUUUUGAGCAGCUACUCGAAGUUCUCGAUGCAGCGCCAAGCAUGUCGAAUAGCCAGGAGUCAAAGGACACAAAUACCACCGCCUCCACCGCCACAACUACAUCAACUGCCCUCGUAGAAUCUUCCACCUCAACCAACUCAACGAGCUCAUCCACCUCAGCGACGUCUUCACAAACUACGUUACAACGCACAAAAAAGCGUUUAACCUUCUUGAAUCUUUCACCGUUUCGCUUGUCGAAGCAUUCGUCUGCUAACGCCAGCACAGACAACGCAAGUGAUAAGCGCGGCAAGCGUUCCGCGGGCAAUGACAAUAAAAUGAACAGCUCCUCUAUUUCCGAUGGUGCCGGUGUAUUAAGCAUCGAACAGCGUGCCGUCUCGGAGCUCGUCAGUUCGGAACAUAUGCUUCAUUUGCAGCAUAUGUUGCUUGAUGGUAAGGAACAUUUACGCGCGCGUACCGUGCCAAUCGAAUCGAAUUAUGUGCUAUUCAAUCCGGGUCCAGUGCCAAGUCGUAAUGUGCCGUAUAAAAUACGUAAGCCGCGACCUCUGUCCUCGCACAGUGAUGCAGAUAGUGGCUUCUUGAGCCCCUGCUCGCCCGACGAGCUGUCGGCUUUGAAGUUUAAUUCGGCGAUUUUGGUGCUCCAACAAUGCGACAGCGUACAAGGAUACAUUGAGAUUUACACCGACUGGGCCAACUACUAUCUCGAACGUGCCAAAUCCAAAAAGAAAGUCACCGAUUUGUCAACAGACUGCCGCGAUGGUCUGCUACUCGCGGAAGUCAUUGAAGCGGUGACGUCGUUUAAAGUGCCAGACUUGGUGAAAAAGCCGAAAAAUCAGCAACAAAUGUAUGACAACGUUAACUCGUGCCUGAAUGUGCUGCGCACACAGGCGGUUUGUGGCUUGGAUAACAUAACCACCAAUGACAUUUGUGCCGGCCGUUUGAAGGCAGUCUUGGCGCUCUUUUUUGCGCUCAGCCGCUACAAACAACAAUCAAAGCAACUGUCGACGAGCACAACACCAAAUGCGAACGUUGUAUUGGGCACAACAAAUACGACGACCAACAAUACAAACUCCGCUGCUACAACAAACAAUACAGCGGCUACAGGCGCGACGACUGGCGCUAGUAAUCAACAGCAGCAGCAAAACCAGCAGCAGCAUCUGCAGAACGGCAAUGGAACCAUGUUGAAUAGACAAAUACCCACCGCUUACUCCAAGGCCAAUGGUGGCACUGCCAUACCGCUGCCCGCCACUGUUAUGGUGCAACGCCGCUGCCCACCGGACAAAGUACGACCACUGCCACCGACACCCAAUCACACGCCAUCCAUACCCGGUUUAGGAAAAAGUGGCGUUGACUUUAAUAGCGGGCGACCGAGUAGUCCACCAACAACUAAUCAUACCAUACAAAGUCUGAAAACUGGCAAUAACAAUGGCUUACGCCCGCCAACGGCUAAAGCAACGCAUGCCAGCGGCAUACCGCCACCGAGUGGCAUACCCGCUGCCGGCGGCAAUAUGGGACCAACGCUGCCACAGCAAAAGCACUCCAUGCUUGACAAGCUCAAGUUGUUCAAUAAAGAGAAGCAACAACAACAGAACGCAGCUAAUGCCGCCUCCACUAAAAUGCAGGUGCAAUCGAAGCGCACAUCCUCAUCUUCGGGUUUCUCAUCGGCGCGCUCCGAACGCUCGGACUCUUCGCUGAGCCUCAAUGAUGGCCACAUAUCACAGAUCAAGCCACCAGCGGUCAGUGUAACAUCUGGCAAGAGCAAAAUCAACACCAAACAAUCCAAACUGAUGGCAGCACAGCUAAAGAAAGAGCAGACGAAAGUCAGCAAACUGGACAAGAAGGAAAAGAGUCCAGCGCGCUCGCUAAAUAAGGAGGACUUCAGCGGUGAGAGCCGCAACUCAACAAUGGGACGCGCCAAAAACUCACUGCCGCGUGUUACCGAAAAGAAUUCGCUGAAAUCGUCUUCAAAGGGCUCACUUAAUUCCAAGUCAGACUCUAAGUCCUCAUUGAUAGUGCCACCCACGAAGGGACUCUGCAGCCCCAAUGGCUCAAACACCGGCCUGCCCAAACCAAUUGCCGCCAUAAAAGGCACAAGCAAAUUGCCGCAAUCGCCUUUGGGUGGCGUUGGUGGUAGCAGCGACAAUCGUGGCCGUGGCAUGAGCAACUCAAAUUCGCAGCAGGAGAUGAUGAAGCGUGAAAGGAGUGACAUAUCAAGCAUGCAUGCAAACAUAUCUAGUGAGAGCGCCAAAGCGAAAGAACUAACACAACAGCAGCAACAGCAACAUCAACCACAUAUCGUAAAACCGGUGCCGAUAUUACCGGAGCCGGGCAGCAAGCCACCAUAUUACGCUAACGCCACAAACAUAUCACAGCAACAGCAACAUCAACUGCAGCUACAACAACAACGUCAGCAGCAAUAUCAACAGCAACAGCAAGCUUAUUACAAUCAACAGCAGCAGCAACAGCAACAACAAGAGCACGCCACAUAUGUGAACAACAGUCGUCUGCCGCCACCUAAAUCCGCCACUUCGCCUACUGGCAACGCGCCAACUGCGCGCAAACUUGAAUACAAUGCCGGUCCCGGUAUACUCGCGUCGCCACAGCGCUCACCGCUACGCGGUCACGCGCAAUCACCUGACUCGCCGUCCGCACAUCAGCACCAUCACGCGCACUCGAACGCCAAGUUCCACACAAUACCCUCCAGAAUAGACACAAUCUAUGAGGAGAAGAAACCGACAAGCCUGCUGCCGAUGCCACCGUUACUGCGUGGCUACAAUUCGCAUGUGACACUGCCGACGCGGGGCGUACGUGGCGGUGGCACACGCAAUUAUGUGACCGACUUCAUGGAAGCGGAAAUAAAUCAGGGUUACUGCAGCGAUGGCGAUUCGUUGAGAGUGAGCGCCUCAGCGCGGUUAGCGCAACGCGCAGCCGCAACUGCGAGACGCUAUCACGACAUAGAUAACGGCUAUUUGUCGGAAGGCAGUGGCAGUGUUGGACAUCAUGGUAUGCUCAUGGCUGGCGGUAUCAGUUCGGCGGCGCAUACCAAACACUUCUUGAGCAUGAUGCGCGCGAGGACCCAACUACCGACGACCAUCGAAGAACGCAUACGCAACAGCCGUGGCAGUCUCGAUAGCAUCGGCACCGCACCACCUUCAUCUGCUGCCUCACAGGCCAGCUCAAGCGGUGGCUCGAACCCUAAAAUGGACAGCAACAGUGGUGGCGGUGGAGGUGGCGGCGGCGGUUCUGGUAACACCAGCGCCAAUGCAAGUCCACAACAUCACACACAUGCUCAGCACGCGCAACACAUGCAGCACCAUUCCGCUGGUGUGGUUGGCGUACAUCGCUCGAAUUCACGAAAUGGGCGUGACAACUGGACGAAAAUGCCGGAACCACUGAACGGACACAAUAAAGGUGAAAAAUCUGAAAAGUCAUCGCCGUCAAGGCGCAGCAUGGGCGGUGGCAGUGGUAGCUCUUCCAAACAAAGUUCACCAUCGAGUCGCACUAAGGGUGUACCGCCCAGUUUUGGCUAUGUAAAGCGCACGAAUGGGAGCGCUACAGCAACAGCGGAACAACAGAAUAUCGCAAUGAUGGGCGCAGCCUUGAUGAACGCAGGCGGUGGUCAGCCAAAUGGCGGUGCUGGUGGUUCGCCUGGUGGUAUGUGUGGCGGCGUUGGACGCACAGCACACGUUUCAGCAGUGCCGCGUACUGCCACAGGUGCGGGAGGACGAAAAGUUUCUGGCGGAACUCAGACGUUGCCCAACGAUAUGACAAAGCUUCCUCCGAACACUCAACAUCGUAGCUUUUCUUUAACUGGACCCGGCGCAACACAGCUCAGCCAAUCAAUACGCGAACGCCUUGCUACUGGAUCGCACAGUUUACCCAAGCCGGGCACAGACUUACAUUUAUUUCAACACAGAAUAUCAAAUCGUCCUGGCAAAAUGAUCGAUGGCUCACUCUCGGACACGCAAACCUACGCCGAAGUCAAGCCCGAGUAUAGCACAUACGCCAUGUGGCUGAAGCACAGCAACACGGCGGGCAGUCGUCUAUCCGAGGGCGAUUCGCUGGAGAAUAUGCAAAUCGGUUCGCCGGCCAUGUCACGCCACAGCCAUAAAAUGUUGCAACAUCGUAAUGCCGCCGCAGCCGUUGCAGCAGCGGCCGCAGCUGCAGCCGCACAGGGCAGUGGCAUGCAGCAAGCGUGCGGUGCUGGUGGUGGCGCUGGUGUGGCGGCCACCGGUGCGGGCAAUGAGUCGCCAUAUGUGCAGAGCCCACGACUGAAUCGCAGCAACAGCAUUAGAUCCACCAAAUCGGAAAAAAUGUACCCUUCGAUGUUGAGUCGCGGCCCCGAUGUCGAAAUCGAACCCUACUACUGCCUGCCUGUGGGCACAUUAGCCGCACAAAAUGGCUCGUUGGCAGCGCAAAUGGCCGCUGCAGCAGCGGCAGCAAUGUCACAGGUGACUGGACAGCCAACAGCGAGUGCUGGCGGCGCCCCCGUAGCCUGGAGCCAACCGACUUCACCCACACCCAUUAGUCGCGGCUUCGGUGGCACACUCUCACCGACACAUCCAGCCGGCUUGCCUGGUCUGGUUGGCCUCGUGGGUGCGCCGGGCAGCGCCAACGCCAAUGUGGCAAGUCACCGUCUCACAUAUCCCAAGAAGAAUGAUGAGGUGCAUGGCAGCGCUGCAUCGUUGCUCUCCGGUGGCAGUUCGUUGUACGGAUCAGCUGAGGAGCGUCAAGCGAACGAGAUACGUCGCUUGAAGCGUGAAUUAUUGGAUGCGCGCGAACAGGUGCUGAGCUUGAGCAGUCAACUGUCAACAAAUGCUCAUGUGGUCGCCGCUUUUGAGCAGUCGCUCUCCAACAUGACGUCGCGCCUGCAACAUCUGACCGCGACGGCCGAGCGCAAGGAUGGCGAGCUAACCGACAUGCGGCAAACAAUCGAGCUGUUGCGCAAGCAGUCCAUACAAGCAGGUCUUACUUCGGCGCAUAUGCAAAGUAUGGGCGUGCAGACGCAACAACAUGAACAACUCGGCCGCACCGCCAUCACCCAGCAGCCGAUGUCAAAUCAAAAUGGCAUUACUAAUGGCACAGCGUCAUCGACGCCAUCAUCUACUGCAACCGGUAUUAUGCAACGCCACCACAGCUCCGAUUCGAUGUGCUCUUUGAAUUCGAUCAGUUCCGGCUGUUCGGCGCAGGAUAAAAAGCAGAAGAAAAAGGGUUGGUUACGUAGCUCCUUCACCAAAGCAUUCUCACGCAAUGCCAAAAUAUCAAAGACUAGUCGGCACGCCGGUCAUCAUCAUGUCGGCGCAGCCGGCAGCACUGCCAAUAAUGUCGGUGGUCAGGUAAUGCACAGCUUACAUGGCGACAACAACACAGUUUAUAGCAAAGUUAAUGGUCAUAGUCACGCCGAUGCCGUUGUUGGUUUGGCUGCGUUGGCUACACAGCCUGCGCCGCCGCUGCCCGCAGCCAAUGCCUCGCCGACGAAAGGCAGUCCGGCAAAGACUGUGACAUUGAUAGAUAAUGCAAAACCGAUCGACGCAAUCGAUCAGGAGGAUCAUCAAGUAGUGGAAGACCUGAAGAAGCAAUUACGUGAGAAGGACUUAGUGUUAACCGAUAUUCGUUUAGAGGCGCUCAGUUCAGCAUCACAAUUGGAGAGUCUCAAGGAGACGGUAAAUAAAAUGCGCGCCGAGAUGAUGUCGUUGAAACAAAAUAAUGAACGCUUGCAAAAACUGGUAACUAGCCGUUCAUUGGCGGGCUCAGAGGCUUCGUUGGGUAAUGCCAUUAGUCCAAGCGGUUCCAUUGGUGAGUCACGACGUUACUCUUUAGCCGAUGGUAAUGCGCGGCCACCAAUGGAGUUGCCAAAGCGUUUGGAAGAGGAAGUCGAAGAGGAGAACAUACCGCCAGCACCAGCACCUGAACCACCACCGCCGCCACUAAGUCCCUCCACACAUAUCGAUCUUACGCCACCGCCACCCGCACUCGACACCAUUCCCAGCCCAGCGCAUAUUGCAUCCGCUGCGGUUGAGGAGCUGCCUGAUGUGACUGAUGGUAAAAAGAUCGCAAUCGCUUGUUAUCUGGGACAGCCAGAGUCAUUUGUUAAGUACUGUGAAGAGAUGCUUGAAGCAGAUGAGUUCUAUGCAAAUGGCGUCGAUGCGGAUGGCAUCAAUGAGCGUAAGUCCUUUCCGACAGCCAGUUUAAACGAAUUUGUCGUCGCCUAUACAUACAUCUCGGGAAAGACCACUUGGCAGAAUUUAGACUAUAUCGUGCGCAAGACUUUCAAAGAUUAUGUGUCGCGCAUCGACCCCGGCACCAAUUUGGGUUUGAAUACAGACUCAAUAACAUCCUAUCAUUUGGGUGAGGCAAAGCGUGGCCCGGAAAUGGGCUUUCCCGAAUUGUUGCCUUGCGGUUACAUUAUCGGCAAUGUGCGCACGCUGUAUAUCUGUCUGCAAGGUGUGGGUAGUCUCGCCUUCGAUAGCUUGAUACCACGCAGCAUCGUGCAUCGCUACAUUAGCUUGCUGACCGAACAUCGACGUUUGAUCCUGUGCGGCCCUAGUGGCACAGGUAAAUCCUAUUUGGCACGCAGGUUAGCGGAAUUUUUGGUAGCGCGCACAGGACGUGGCAAUCCCUCCGAAGCGAUUGCGACAUUUAACGUCGAUCAUAAGUCUUCUAAGGAGCUGCGACAAUAUUUAGGCCAUAUAGCCGAACAGGCAGCCAUUGCGAAUGGCGCUUCCGAACUACCAUCUGUGAUCAUAUUGGAUAAUCUACAUCACGCUUCAGCUUUGGGUGAUGUUUUUUCGUGCUUGUUAAGCGCGGGUCCUGCCGGAAAGUUGCCCUGCAUAAUUGGCACCAUGUCGCAGGCCACUUGCAAUACAACCAAUCUGCAAUUACAUCACAAUUUCCGUUGGGUACUCACUGCCAAUCACAUGGAACCGGUAAAAGGCUUCCUUGGCCGCUUUCUGCGUCGCCGUCUUUUCCAACUUGAACUACAGACUGGCCAUCCACAACCCGAACUAGCCACUGUGCUGGCAUGGUUGCCCGGCGUUUGGCAGCACAUAAAUCGCUUCUUGGAAGCGCAUAGCUCCAGCGAUGUAACCAUCGGCCCACGCCUCUUCCUCGCCUGUCCGUUGGACUUGAAGGACUCACAGGUGUGGUUUACCGACAUCUGGAACUAUCACUUAUCACCAUAUCUGGUGGAGGCGGUACGCGAGGGCGUACAACUGUAUGGACGACGUGGUGGCGCCUGGAAUGAUCCAUCGAUUUUCAUACGCAACUCAUACCCAUGGCCAUAUGGACCCGAUUCAGUACCACCGCUUCGUCAAAUCAAUGCAGAUGAUGUCGGACUGGAAGGUGUGGCGGCCAGCAAUGGUGAUAACCCGGAUCCACUGUUGAACAUGCUUAUGCGUCUACAAGAGGCUGCGAAUUACUCCGAGAACCAAGAGCAGGAGUCUGAUUGUGCGAGCUUAGACUCGAAUGUUACACCCGACAGCUCGGCGGGCGCUGAGUAAGCGCCAGUUUAGUAUCAUGGAAGUGCAGUUAGCGGCGGCAACGGACUUUGAGUCCUUAUGUAGUAAACUAAUCAAACACUAAAUACCUACUUACCUAACUAUAAACAAACAUUAUACAUACAUAUUCGCUAAAAAUCAAACAUUCAUAUGCAUGGCUUUGUAUAUUUGUAAGAAUAUUUAUGUGCGUAUUGGAUAUUUUGUAAAUCAUGAAGUUAAACGCGACUUUUGUUUAGGGAAUGCAACACUGAUUUUAACUGCCAUUUAGAUAUACAUAACUACAUAUAUAUAUGAUUUAUAUGCCAUAUAUACGUGUGUAAUUUAUAAUCUAGUGUAAAAAUCAAAUCAUAGCCAAGCACUCUUUGCUCAAUCUUGGGGAAUUAAAAUGUGAACAAGUAUUUUAUAUUAUU
Bactrocera latifrons is the source of this 9042-nucleotide messenger RNA. It is a transcript of the gene sick, whose product is annotated as protein sickie. Gene Ontology annotation, biological process: nervous system development; neurogenesis. Gene Ontology annotation, molecular function: protein binding; ATP binding; ATP hydrolysis activity. NCBI's taxonomy places the organism in Eukaryota, Metazoa, Arthropoda, Insecta, Diptera, Tephritidae. The transcript is spliced from 15 exons. The record is from RefSeq and is a predicted model, not a curated record. The coding region runs from base 17 to 8635 and encodes 2872 amino acids.